Messenger RNA from Parastagonospora nodorum SN15, 543 nucleotides. RefSeq lists its product as hypothetical. Lineage: Eukaryota; Fungi; Ascomycota; Dothideomycetes; Pleosporales; Phaeosphaeriaceae. Bases 1 to 543 code for a protein of 180 amino acids. The record is from RefSeq and is a predicted model, not a curated record. The transcript has 3 exons.
AUGGAACUCUUCAGUUACAGCGCGGGUCCUAUCUUUGGCCUCAUCGCCUUUGUGGUAGCACUAGCUUCCAUAGCUACGUAUCAAAAGUUUGGGGGACGUCUUUCCGCUCAAGAUGUUAUCGGUACAUGGCAUCUGCUGAGUCUUCAUUUUUGCCUCAACGAGGACGCCACAGAAAUUAUCGGGGAGCCAGCUGGCCCUAAUCCGCUGGGAAGAAUCACAUUCACGCGCGAAGGCUACAUGAGCGCCCUUAUCACCGAUCCACGAAUAGCACAUCCCAUUGACAAACCCUGGAUAGCGAUGGCGCUCUCGGCCUACUGUGGGAAAUACAAGGUCUCCGAAAAGAAUGGAGAGCUGCAAAUAGCGACACAGGUCGAGAUUUCGCUGGACCCAAAUUGGAUUGGGAGUAAACAAGUCAGAAAUGUGAGAUUGGGGGAGGUGAAAGACGGGAAACAGACAUUGGUGAUCACGCCCACCGAGUCGUUUACAUUAGCCAACGGAAUCUCAGGAUGGGCUGUCCUCACAUGGGUGAAGAUGGAUCUUUGA